Chrysoperla carnea is the source of this 730-nucleotide messenger RNA. RefSeq lists its product as uncharacterized. NCBI's taxonomy places the organism in Eukaryota, Metazoa, Arthropoda, Insecta, Neuroptera, Chrysopidae. The transcript has 4 exons. The record is from RefSeq and is a predicted model, not a curated record. Bases 50 to 730 code for a protein of 226 amino acids.
UAGGGUGAUAGGACGUAGUUUGCAUCAUUUCAAAAAUAACAAAACAAAAAUGAAUUCAAUAAAACUAUUUAAAAUAAUCGUUGAGAUUAUAUCGAUUGUAGCUUUAGCAAAUGCAAACUUAGUUACGUUAGAUGGAGAAUGUCCAUUUUCUGGUAUUAAACCUCCAGAAAUUGCUGUUGUUCCAUUACUUAAAGGAAAAUUUAAUAUAAUUGCUGAAACAUCCGAUGGCCCUUUAAACCGAACUGAUUUGCAAAUGCUGUUGAAACAAACCUCAAAAGAUUCAGUCUUACUUACAAAAAGAUUUCAAUUUCCGGAAAAUGAACAAUGCUAUGAUAUUAAAAUAGACAUCAAAGCUACAGAACAGAAUGGAGUCUAUGAUGCAAUGUAUCAAGUUGCACCUGAUACGGAAGCUGUAGGUUACAUGGGUUACUUUUUAGCUUUUGAUCUACCCACUCUGUUUGCUGUUGGAUUAUUAUGCCAUACCUUACCAGAUUCAAAAUAUCAGUUCGACAUUGCAGUAUUAUCAGGAGCUACAGAGAAAUAUGAUCAAGCUAUGCAAGAAAGAGUUCAAAAAGUAUUUAAAGAUCAAAAUAUUGAGAAUCUAUAUGAAUAUGUUGUUGAAGUUCCUCAGACCCAUAAAUGUGCCUUCACUCCACAAGAAAUAUUCAGUUCUUUAAUGCCUUCAUCAGAUGCUUUAAUGCCAAGCUUCCCAAAUUUAAAUAGAUCCUAA